GGUGUGUACUUUUUGAGGAACAGGUGAAAGUAAACCGACACAUAUUGAGUAGCAGACAGUAUAUAUCUACAUCAAGCCAAGGAAUAAACCAGAAACAAAGAAUCAUCAAGGUCACUUUACUUUACUUGGUUAUUAUUAUUGCUUAAAAUAUAAAUAAUGCGCAAAAGGAUCCCAAUAUAAAAAGAGAAAGUGCGGCUACUGCUGACAACAAUGCUUGACUCUACCAUUCACAGAUCUUUGCAGCUCAAACAAGUUUCUUCUUUUAUCUUUUCUCCCCUCAGAUUUUUUUGGAACAAAUCCCCGGGGGAGAUGAAUUUGGAAGAAGGAAUUGCCAGAAGCUGCAGAAUUAAACAAUGAGAGCUUAUGCCCGAACCAUCUUCUCUGAGUACUUGAUUCUGUCCGUUCUUGUCGCGUUUUUCGCCGCCGGCGCGGAGACCCGCCGAAAUCAAGAUUUCAUUGCCCGGAAAAUUCUACAUCAGCCUCUGUUUCUCGUCGGCCCAGAUUCACCGGUUGAUUCCGAUUUGUUCCAGCCGCCGCCGCUUUUGCCUCCCGCUGAUCCCAUAACUCCUAGCCCCGACCAGCCCUUCUUCCCGGAAGUUCCCAGCGUCCCGGCCGCGUCGGAUCAGCAGACACCGCCGCCGGCCCAGCGAAAUGAGUCGCCGGUUGCAAACCCAAUCGCGCCGCAGCCUUCGAAGCCAGUCAAGAAGGUGGCGAUUGUGUUGUCGGUUGGGGUUGUCACCUUGGGGAUGCUGUCGGGAAUCGUGUUCCUCUUCUGCAAGCACCGGCGUAAGCAACUCGCCGUGUCUCAAAAGCUUGUCGGCGGCGGCAAUAUUCCCUCCCGGAGGGUCAAUGAGGAACCAGCGGUUCCGCCGUCCACUUUUCUGUACAUCGGAACAGUUGAGCCCUCACGUCGGUCGUCGGCGGCGAGUGAGUCCAACGGGUCGCCUUACCGGAAAUUAAGAUCCGAACGGUAUAGGCCGAGCCCGGACCUUCAGCCGCUGCCGCCGCUGAGCAAACCGCAGCCACCGCCAGACAUAACUUCUCCUCCGGCAAUGUCAUCAUCCGACGAAGAAAGCCGAGGCACCGCCUUUUACACGCCGCAAGGCUCCGUCCUGGGCAACGACAUUGCCGACGACGGGUAUUACGCGCCGGUUUCGCGGCGGAACCCGGCAAGAGUUAAUAGUUACGUCCCCUACUCAAAGAGAACAUCAUCCAAAUCACGCCUCUCUGCUUCUUCAUCCGAGGCAAAACCUGCAAUACCGCCGCCGGUUGCUCCGCCGCAGCCACUUCCGCAUGAGCCUCAUCUCCGUUAUGACAGACCGCCGGUGGCGAAGCCGUACAUUCCCAAAAGAGUUAAGUUCUCACAGCCACCUCCUCCGCCGGACAUGUCUCGGCUUCAAUUGAUAAGUGGACAACCUGAGCAAAAACCCAAACCAGAAGUCCCACCCCCGCCUCCUCCUCCGCCACCGCCUCCACCACCGCCUCCUCCUCCUCCGCCGCCGCCGCCGCCGCCGGUGACCAGAACACCCGGAAUUUCACAGAAGAAGAAUCCCCCGUCAUUUGAAAUCGGAAAGAAAGAACCAAGGAGUUCAAGCCCAAAAACACCACAAGAGAGCGAGAAGAAGAAGAAGAGCCCUUCAACAGAACCCGGUUCAGUGGAGAGGUCUGAUUCAGAUGAGAUAGAUGGAUCAAAACCAAAGCUGAAACCUUUGCACUGGGACAAAGUGCGUACGACGUCGGAUCGUGACACCGUCUGGGACCACCUCAAGUCCAGCUCCUUCCAAUUGAAUGAGGAUAUGAUGGAGUCACUCUUUGGGACUAGUUCUGGAAAAUCAGCAGUAGACGAAACUGCUAAGAAACUCAAACCCGCAAUCCGUCAUCCCACCGAGCAGGACGACAAAGUUCUUGACCCGAAGAAGUCACAGAACAUAGCAAUUCUUUUGAGGGCAUUGAAUGUAACAAAGGAAGAGGUUACCGAAGCACUCCUAGAUGGGAACCCGGAAGGAUUGGGUCCUGAGCUUUUGGAGACUUUGGUGAAGAUGGCUCCAACGAGGGAUGAAGAGAAAAAGCUAAGAGAUCGCAAGGGUGACGUCUCAAAAUUGGGACCCGCGGAACGAUUCCUCAUGGCUGUUCUUGAUGUGCCAUUUGCCUUCAUAAGAGUGGAGGCAAUGUUAUACCGAGCAAAUUUCGAUUCAGAAGUAAACUACUUGAGGAAGUCAUUCCAAACUCUUGAGGAAGCAAGUGAAGAGUUGAAGAACAGCCGGCUAUUCUUCAAAUUAUUAGAAGCUGUGUUAAAAGCGGGAAACCGAAUGAACACUGGCACUAACCGCGGUGAUGCGAGGGCUUUCAAGCUCGAAACUCUUCUAAAACUUGUAGAUGUAAAAGGGACGGACGGGAAGACAACAUUGCUCCACUUCGUCGUCCAAGAGAUAAUCAGGUCAGAAGGGGCUGCUUCCAACCAAACCAGUGAAAAAGCAAUCAUUAAGCCAAAAGAGGAAGGCCUCAAGAGACAAGAACUACAAGUUGUAGCAGGGUUGAGCCGGGAGCUCGGCAAUGUCAAGAAAGCAGCAGGAAUGGACUCAGAUGUCCUGCAUGGCUAUGUCUCCAAGCUUGAAACCGGGCUAAGGAAAGUCCGUUUGGUGUUGCAGUAUGAGAAACCGGGUAUGCAAGGGAAUUUUUUCAAGUCCAUGAAAAUGUUUCUAAAAGUGGCGGAAGAUGAAAUAAAGAGGAUUAAUGAGGAAGAGAGGAAGGCGUUAUUGAUAGUGAAAGAAGUGACCGAGUAUUUUCACGGAGAUGUGGCAAAAGAGG
This is a messenger RNA of Cuscuta epithymum, 2808 nucleotides long. The record is from the annotation of a GenBank genome assembly. Lineage: Eukaryota; Viridiplantae; Streptophyta; Magnoliopsida; Solanales; Convolvulaceae.